UUCUGUCAAAGACAAAACGCCGGUCUUUUAUUUCUCGUUUUCCGCCCAGAAGUGUGCGUAUAGUUUCUACGCGGAAAAUUGGUAAAUGAUGGCAGCAAAUAAUUAUUUUGGGUUUACCCACGGAGGAACCCAAUACGGUGCGGCUACGGCUAGUGCGGCUUACGGCGGCCAGACGGGGUACGCCGUGGCGCCGGCUGCGACCGCCGCGACGUACGGGACUCAGCGCGCCGCAGCGACAGGAUACGACACUGCUUACCAAGCCGCGGCGGCUACGCAAGGUAAUCUCCAUGCGGCACACGCGCACGCUCACGCGGCGGCAGCGGCGGCUUCGGCUUACGACGCCAGCAAGAGUGCCUACUACCAGCAGGCAGCGGCCGCCUAUCCCACUGCUGCCCCGCCGCAGCCACAGCCGGCUUACGACACCACCGCCAAGCCGGCCUACUCCACACCUGCUACAUACGCUCAGCAGUAUGGGCAGGGCGGCGCGCGCGGCGGCGGCGGCGCCAAGGCCACGUACGGCAGCGUGUACACCGCCACCACGGCCGCCGCGUCCUACCCCAGCCAGCCCUACACGGCGCCCGCGGCGCAGCCCGCCAAGCAGACGGCUAACAGGGGCAACUCUGCUUAUGAUACAGCUCUCUACAACGCAGCGAGCAUGUAUGUGGCGCAGCAGAACAAAACUGGCGGGGGCGGCAGCGGCUGGAAGAACUACAACAAGACUGGCGUGGGCGCCACUCCGCAGCGGCGACCCAAGCCGCAGCCCAAGGCGCAACAACUGCACUACUGCGAUGUUUGUCGCAUCUCGUGCGCCGGCCCACAGACCUACAAGGAGCACUUGGAAGGGCAGAAGCACAAGAAGAAGGAAGCGGCCGUGAAGGUGGCGGCGGCGGGCGGCGGCGCGGGCGCGCGCGCGUGCGGCGCGUCGGCGCUGCGCUGCGAGCUGUGUGACGUCACGUGCACGGGCGCGGACGCGUACGCGGCGCACGUGCGCGGCAUCAAGCACCAGAAGGUGGUCAAGCUGCACACCAUGCUGGGCAAGCCCAUCCCCUCCACCGAGCCCACCAAGCUGACGCCGGCCAAAAAGACGGUCGCGGGCGCGCCCAAGGUGUCGUUCGUGGCGUCGGGCGGGCUCAGCACCGUGGCCUCAAGCGUCGCGCGGCCCGCAGACAAGGAGGACGACAAGGCGGCCGACGACGACGACGCGGAGCCCGAGGUGCAGCCCGUGGGGCAGGACUACAUCGAGGAGAUCCGCGGCGACGACGGCAAGGCGCUGAGCUUCAACUGCAAGCUGUGCGACUGCAAGUUCAACGACCCCAACGCCAAGGAGAUGCACAUGAAGGGCCGCCGCCACCGCCUGCAGUACAAGAAGAAGGUGCAACCGGACUUAGAGGUGAAGGUGAAGCCUUCGAUGCACCAACGCAAGCUGGCGGAAGCUAAAGCACAGCGCAUGAUGGUGCGGGACGAGCUAUGGGCUCGCCGUCGCAUGCAUGAGUCCGGGGAAGAAGACGAGCGCGCGUACUGGGAGGGAGCCGACUGGUGGCGCGGCGGCCCGCACCACCACCACCACGCCCAUCAGGGCAUGGGCAUGGGCUACGGGCCGGUGGGCCGGCGCCCCGAGACGUCGGACGACAGGCACGUGCUCGCCAAGCACGCGGACAUCUACCCGCCCGAGCAGCAGCUGCAGGAAAUACAACGCGCCGUGUCGCACACCGAGAAGGCUCUCAAGUCACUGUCCGACGCGUUGGCGGAUCACGGCCGACCUAAGGGUAUACCAGCUAAGGCGGUAAUUAUCAAAACUGAGGACAAAAAAGACGAUAAGCCAGAGGGAAAAGAAGACGGUCGGGAUAACCAAUUGUUCUCGUUCGUGGGCGAGGGCGAGGCGGCGCCGGGCGGCGGCGAGGCGGCGGGCGCGCCGGCCGGGCCGGGCGUGCGCGCGCUCAAGGGCGUCAUGCGCGUGGGGCUGCUGGCCAAGGGGCUGCUGCUGCGCGGCGACCGCGACGUGCGCCUCGUGGUGCUGUGCCACGACCGCCCCACCAUCACGCUGCUCAAGCGCGCGGCGGCCGACCUGCCGCACCACCUCAACAAGGUCAAGGGUCCCAACGAGGAUACCAAAUACAAAGUAGAACUGCAGCCAGCGGAAGGCGCCGUGCAAGUGUCGGACGGCACGGUCAACGUUCUCGUCAGCCUCACCUCCGCCGUGAUGCGGGAGCCCGCAGAGGGCGGCGACAUAAAGCGAGACGACAAGGACGUGCUUCCGCGGCAGAAGUGUUUGGACGCGUUGGCCGCCCUUCGGCACGCCAAGUGGUUCCAGGCUAGAGCGGCGAGCCUGCAGUCGUGCGUCAUCAUCAUCCGCAUCAUGCGCGACCUGUGCCGCCGCAUCCCCAACUGGACGCCGCUCAACCCUUACGCCAUGGAGCUGCUGGUGUCGGGCGUCAUGCAGUCGGCCAACGGCGCGCUGUCGCCCGGCGAGGCGCUGCGCCGCGUCAUGGAGGCGCUGGCCGGCGGCCUCAUCCUGGAGCACGGGCCCGGCCUGCGCGACCCCUGCGAGAAGGAGCUCGUGGACGCCCUUGGCAACAUGCCUGCACAGAAACGGGAGGACAUGACUGCAUCAGCGCAACAGUUCCUGAGACAAAUAGCCUUUAGACAAAUUCACAAGGUGCUGGACAUGGAGCCGCUACCGAAGGUGAAGCACGUGACGGGCGGCUGGAAGUUCCCGCGCAAGCGCAGGCGCUCCAACACCGACGCCGACCAGGACACGCCCAACGGUGAGGGCAAGGUGGUCAAGACAGAAGAGAAGACCGACGCAUCCGAGAACAGCUCGAAUGCGAAGAAGUAGCGCAUUUAGUAUAGCCCCUUAUGUGUGAGACUGUCUCGCAACGUUGGGGCUAGCUAUAGCAUCGGAAAAAAAGAAAAGCAAUCUGAAAUUUGAUAGUGAAUAUUAUAUAUUAUUAUUUUCCAAAAAAUAUUUUCUAAGAUAUACAAGAUUGUAUAUUAAAUCAGUUUUAGGUGAGAAAAUGCAACUCUAGAACACGACACGCAAUAGUCCUCAUCGGCACGCGACUCUCCUCGCGUGAAAUAUAUUUUGUGUACCGCGUUUUGUCACACAAACUUGUAUAAAUAUUAUUUUUGUGGCAUUGAUCGAUCUGUCCAAAACUACAUUAUAUUAUGAAUAAAUAACAAAGUAGUUUAUGAAACUUUCAUACUACCUAGUUAUGUUAGUUUCAUACAAUACUUCAUCUAAACUCAUAAUUUAAAAUCCUCAAAACUCGGUAAAUAAUAAAUUAAUAUUAUAAUGAUGGCUUCUUAAUUCAGCAAUCUCCAUAUAUAAUGCAACUAACACUUACAAUCGCUUCGGUGUAUUUUGGAUUAUUAAUAAGCAUUAUUUUCAAUGCUUUUAAUAUAUAUUUUUACAUAAUAGAAAAAAAUAUCAUCACUAUUUUUGAAUUAAACACAAGGAUUUUAAGAUAUGAGUUCAGAUAGUUUUAGUCCAGAGUUGGAGGUAGUAUUUUAAAAUUAGUUAGUAUAGGAUACGAGCUAUAUUGUAAUUAGUGUCUAAUUUAAGGGGAAGAUUUGACAGGGAUAGCGAAUUGUUUAGGCAGGGGCGCAACGUUAGCUCCAGGAGGAGGACAAAGAUGGUCAUAGAUAAGUUUGU
Molecule: messenger RNA, 3652 nt
Organism: Pararge aegeria (speckled wood butterfly)
Lineage: Eukaryota; Metazoa; Arthropoda; Insecta; Lepidoptera; Nymphalidae
Gene: Zn72D
Product: zinc finger RNA-binding protein
Exons: 20
Coding region: 86-2836 (916 amino acids)
Cellular component (GO): precatalytic spliceosome
Molecular function (GO): double-stranded RNA binding; single-stranded RNA binding; zinc ion binding
Source: RefSeq, a predicted model, not a curated record